CUGCGGCUGCAUCACGAUCUCACUGCUCCUUGUUAAAGGCAGACGAUGAGCACUACAUCCCACGAGCCGUGCUGCUGGACCUGGAGCCCCGAGUUAUCCACUCCAUCCUGAACUCCCCUUACGCCAACCUCUACAACCCGGAAAACAUCUACUUGUCUGAGCAUGGAGGGGGAGCUGGGAACAACUGGGCCAGCGGCUUCUCACAGGGAGAAAAAAUCCAUGAAGAUAUUUUUGAUAUAAUAGACAGAGAGGCUGAUGGGAGCGACAGUUUGGAAGGGUUUGUGCUUUGCCACUCCAUCGCUGGUGGAACAGGCUCCGGGCUGGGCUCGUACCUCCUGGAGAGGCUGAAUGACAGGUAUCCGAAGAAGCUGGUGGAGACGUACUCGGUUUUCCCAAACCAGGAUGAGAUGAGCGACGUUGUGGUCCAGCCGUACAACUCCCUGCUGACGCUGAAGAGGCUGACCCAGAACGCCGACUGCGUGGUGGUUCUGGACAACACGGCCUUGAAUCGGAUCGCGACGGACCGGCUGCACAUUCAGAACCCGUCGUUCUCCCAGAUCAACCAGCUGGUCUCCACCAUCAUGUCUGCCAGCACCACCACGCUCAGGUAUCCCGGGUACAUGAACAAUGACCUCAUCGGGCUGAUUGCCUCGCUGAUCCCCACCCCCCGGCUGCACUUCCUCAUGACCGGGUACACGCCGCUCACCACCGACCAGUCGGUGGCCAGCGUGAGGAAGACCACGGUCCUGGACGUGAUGAGAAGACUGCUGCAGCCUAAAAACGUGAUGGUGUCCACGGGGCGAGACAGGCAGACCAACCACUGCUACAUCGCCAUCCUCAACAUCAUCCAGGGGGAGGUGGACCCGACGCAGGUUCACAAGAGUCUGCAGCGGAUCCGGGAGAGGAAACUGGCCAACUUCAUCCCCUGGGGUCCUGCCAGCAUCCAGGUGGCUUUGUCUCGCAAGUCCCCCUACCUGCCGUCGGCACACCGCGUCAGCGGCCUCAUGAUGGCAAACCACACCAACAUCUCCUCG
Leptosomus discolor (cuckoo roller) is the source of this 1034-nucleotide messenger RNA. NCBI's taxonomy places the organism in Eukaryota, Metazoa, Chordata, Aves, Leptosomiformes, Leptosomidae. The record is from RefSeq and is a predicted model, not a curated record.